CGCGGGAGCAGAGAGACACGGAGACUCCCUUACCAGAGAGAACAUACUCUUCAUUAGCGGUCCUGAAAAAGUCUCCAGCAGGGACCUAACCGACACCGAACCAAUUACACAUAGGAAACACAAGGUUGUCAGAUGCCGAACUGUAAGACGCAUACAUGGUAGGAGAUUUAGGUACGAUUAACACACACGAAGAUCGGACCACACGCGCGACAAUAAGGAAAUAUAACCAUUGUUGUUAACAACAGUACAAUGGCUAUUUACAACUUCACGCGGGCAUGCUGGGACAUUUGCCCCGCCAGUGCUACAGUAUCCAUCCAUCCAUUUCUCAAACAGCUUAUCCUUCUGGGAUAAGGUCCGGAGCCUAUCCCAGAAGCUAUGGGCACGAGGCAGGGGACAACCCAGGAUAGGGGGCCUGCCCAUCGCAGGGCACUCACACACCAUUCACGCACACAUGCACUCCUAUGGGCAAUUUAGUAACUCCAAUUAGCCUCAGCAUGUUUUUGGACUGUGGGGGGGAAACCAGAGUACCCGGGGGAAACCCCACGACGACAUGGGGAGAACAUGCAAACUCCGCACAUACGUAAAUCAGGCGGAGACUCGAACCUCGUCCUACGUAAUGGUUUUUCCACGCAAAACACCCCUACAACAUGAUGCUGCCACCUCCGUACUUCACAGUUGGGAUGGUGUUCUCAGGCUUGAAGGCUUCCCCCUUUUGACUCCAAAUAUGACGAUGGUCAUUAUGGCCAAACAGCUCGAUUUUUGUUUCGUCAGACCACAGGACAUGUCUCCAGAAAUUAGGGUCUUUGUCUCUGUGUGUAUUUGCAAAGUGUAAUCUGGCUUUUUUAUGUCGCUUUUGGAGUAAUGGCUUUUUCCUCGCUGAGUAGCCUUUCAGCGCAUGUCGGUACAGGACUCGUUUCACUGUGGAUAGUGAUACACUCUUACCAGCUUCAGCCAGCAUCCUCACAAGGUCUUUUGCUUUUGUUCUGGGAUUGAUACGCACAUUCCGCACCAAAAUACGUUCAUCUCUUGGACUCAGGAGCCGUCUCCUUCCUGAGCGGUAUGAUGGCUGGACAUUCCCAUGAAAGGGUUUUGUAUGAUUUAAUGUCAGACAGUAAGAAAAAAAAGUUAUAUGUCUUUUUAUACAGUGUAUGUAAAUUUUCGGUUUCAACUGUAUACGUAAUGGUUUUUCCAGUACACUCCGAUGACUAAUCGGCGAUCAACAAAAUCAAUAAACCGAAAGUUUUAACGAGCAGACUAGAGAUCCAUGUGUAGUAUGCGAUUGAGAAUUAAAAAGAAAAAUUUAAUGGAUUUCCUUCAUUCUUUUGUCAGGAUCAUGGUUUCACUUCUCAUGGUCUCCCCUCCUGGCUUUACAGAACUCGUGAGAACACAGCGACUUGUGAUGGCUUCCCUUGGAGACGACGUUAACAUCGCAUGUGAGCUUACACAACAGAAAAAUGUGAAACAAGUGACCUGGCAGAGAGUGUCGGAGCAGACGAGCGAAAACAUGGCAACGUACAGUGAACGUUUUGGUUCGAAAAUCACCGAGUCCUUCAGAAAAAAUGUCAGUUUCAUGGAAACGGAGCUGCAGCAAUCUGCCAUAGUUAUUAGGAGAGUCCAAUGGAGUGAUGAAUCAUGCUACAAGUGUCUGUUUAAUGUCUUUCCUGAUGGAGCUAUCAGUGGGAGGACCUGCCUCAAUAUCUAUGAACUACACAAUCCCGUAUUUGAAGUAACUCCAGUCAAUGUCGGGGAUGACAGGAGAUUAUCGCUUUCCUGCUCUGCCACCGGAAGACCUGCACCAAAGGUCUCAUGGAGUAUUGAAGAUUCUGCUCUGGAAAAUUCUACAACGUUGUAUACCAAAAAUCCUAAUGGAACUAUAACCGUUACUAAAACUGCUACAGUUCAAAUAACCCCCACACUUCUUGCAAAUACAACGCAAAUCAAAUGUGCAGCACAGCAAGAAUUUGGAGAAAGGAAAGAAAUUUUCAUUACAAUCCCAAAUGAUGACAUAACAUCAGAUACAAGACAUACAGUCUUCUCAUACGCUGUCCCUGUUCUCGGAGUCCUUUGUGGUUUCCUUGGAUUAUUUCUAUGCGUGUCAAGGAGAAAUUUAAAGCCACUGCGUGGUGAGCGAACUGUUGCAGAAUUGCUGCCGUCACAUCAUCCAGUGGGUGAUCUGGAUAACCCAGAAAAUCACAGGAGGAGAUCUCUAUUCACUAUAAGACAUCUAUGACAAGAUAAUCUGCAGUUGGACCAGCAGUGUCAUCAGGGAUUCCACCCACCCCACCCAUCAAAUUUUCACUCUCCUGAAGUCUGGCAGGUGAUACUGGUGUGUUGAUACCAGAACAUCCAGACUCCAAAGCAAUGUAUACCCCCAGGCCAUCAGAUACAUUAACAACUGUCACUGUCUACCUCUUCCCCCUGUGUCCCUACCCCAAACAUCAUGACAGUGGUCACACUGCACUCUGCACUUUAUAUGAAGUUGUACAUACUUUUUACUGAACUGAUAGCCACCAGUCACGCUGCACAUUUCUCAUAUGGAAUUUCAACCAAGGAGACCUCAAUAGGUACUUGUUCGCAACCUUGGAGUUACCAUGGAUGAUCGGUUGUCCUUUUCCUCACAUAUCGCCAGUCUUUCUCGCUCUUGUCGGUUUCUCCUCUUUAACAUCAGGAGGGUACGUCCAUUUCUUUCCACUCAGGCUACCCAGAUACUCGUCCAGUCCCUCGUCAUCUCACGCCUGGACUACUGCAACUCGCUUCUAGCGGGUUUACCACUGCGUGCCAUCUGUCCCCUCCAACUGAUUCAGAAUGCAGCUGCUCGACUGGUUUUCAACCUUCCCAAGUUCUCCCACACCACUCCUUUGCUGCGCUCUCUCCACUGGCUUCCUGUAGCCGCCCGCAUCAAAUUCAAAACACUGAUGCUCGCAUACAAAGGCAAAAAUGGUCUGGCACCAUCCUAUCUAAAAGACCUCAUCACACCCUGUACUGCGCCCCGAUCUCUCCGAUCCUCCAGCACUGCUAGACUGGUCCCACCACCCCUCAAGGCACAAGGACGACACACAUCUCGGCUCUUCUCUGUCCUGGCACCUAGUUGGUGGAAUGAACUCCCCCUUGAUGUCCGAACAGCGGAAACCUUGGCUAUCUUCAAGCGACAACUCAAAACUUUCCUUUUUCAGAAAUACCUGAAGUAGUACUCUGUAUUCUUACUCAGCUCUUUUCUGUGUGUGUGUGUGUGUGUGUGUGUGUGUGUGUGUAUGUGUACAAAAAAAAAUUGUUGCACUUUCUCAACAGUGUUCAGAUAGAUAGUAUUCAGAUAGAUAGUAUUCAUAGCUUGGGUCCUUAUUGAGCUAGUAUCGGAAAAAUUCAUCGCAGCGUCUUAAAGCACUUAUGUAAGCUCUGGCUAAGGGCGUCUGCCAAAUACUGUAAAUGUAAAUGUAGUUGAUGCGAGUGGUUAUUUCAUUAAACAAUUUAAAUGAGCAUGUGAACAGUGACUUGGCGAAGCCCGUCUCUUGGUCGUUGGUUCCAUCGACUCUGAAGCCGACAGAUCUGGCUGGGCGACCAGGCAGGAGGCGAAGGAGCCGACCCCGGACCAGGACGGGGAGCCGAAGGUGGUGGGAGGGAGGAGGCAGGAGAACCGAAUAGCUGUAACGGCAAAGAAGUGGGUUAGACUUACUCUUUAUAUAAAACCUGGAUCGAUGUGAUUGGAUACUCUAGCAUUCCUUAGGUGUCCUUGUUUGAACUUUCAUAUUCACUUUCAUUUAUAUGUAUAUUUUGUCAAUUUGUAUUUAUUAGACCUGCUGCUGUUUCUUAAUUCUGCACAUUCUAUUCCAAUACCAGUAUGUAUACUUUAUAUUUUUAUGGGUAUUUUACUUUUUGUCUAUUUCAUUACUGAUGACUUAUUAAUUGUCUUACUCAUUGACUUACUGAUUAUUUCUUUUCUUCUCUUUAAUAUUUUAAAAUAAACAAUAAUAAGUUAGAUGGUAGGUGUGCAAUAUACUGUUUACUGUUUAUUAUGUGCAGUAUGUGAAUCAUUUAUGUUGCUGGACACUGGUGAAAUAAUACUUGUUCUGGUUAUUAUGUUGUGGUUGGAAAUCUCUUUGAAGAUUUAACAUUGCAUAUGUCAUCCAUGCAAAUACUUUGACGUUUUGUACGAUUAUCUGUCUGUCUGUCUGUGUAACUGUCACUUUAUUUUGUAUUUACUGUAUGCAUUUUGUAUUUUACUAAUGCAUUUUGGGACUGUCAUAAAAGUAAUUUUGUUGUGUUAAUGAUAAUAAAGUGCUUGAAUUGAA
Messenger RNA from Brienomyrus brachyistius, 4286 nucleotides. RefSeq names its product OX-2 membrane glycoprotein-like. The transcript is spliced from 8 exons. The record is from RefSeq and is a predicted model, not a curated record. Gene Ontology annotation, molecular function: cell-cell adhesion mediator activity. The coding region runs from base 1265 to 2230 and encodes 321 amino acids. NCBI's taxonomy places the organism in Eukaryota, Metazoa, Chordata, Actinopteri, Osteoglossiformes, Mormyridae.